AUGGCCGCCUCCUCUCAGCUGGAAGAACUGUUGCUGGCAGAAUGGGUGGAUCAUCGGCAUUUUGAGGAGAUAGACUCUACGCAGAGCUUCAUUGAGAGAGAGCAUGAGUCCUUCAACCAGGAGAAGCUCACGGCGAUCAGUGCGGAUUAUCAAUCUGCUGGACGAGGGACGCAAGAUCGAUCCUGGCAUGCUGCGAAGGCCCAAAGCAUCAUUGUCAGUUUUUUCUUUCGAUUUCCAGCGCGCUGCGACAACGAUUUCGUCAAUUCCAAUGCACCAAACGUCACCAAAGUCCUGGCAGUGGCUGCAGUGGAUACGCUCCAUUGGGCUACGGAUCAGAAGUUUGGGAUCAAAUGGCCCAAUGACAUCGUCUGCUCCGGUUGCAAGGUGGGUGGCAUCUUGGCACGUGCUGUACCCUUCAAUGGGCGCUUGGAGGGUAUCAUUGUGGGCAUUGGCAUCAAUGUGAACACCAGCAAAGAGGAGUUGGAUCGGAUCUCCAGGCCUGUGUGGCCGGCGGGUUCCCUACUGACCCUCUGGCAGCGUCCUUUCGAUGUAGCGACGUUGCGGCAGAAGCUGAUGGGAACCUUUGCUGUGGAGCUCAAGAGGUUCUUCGCUGGCGGUUUCGCCAUCUUCCGGGAACGAGUGAACGAACUGGAAGUGCUGAUGGGCACCAAGGUCUGGUUUCGAGCACACGAGGCAGAUGAGUUUGAAGGUGUCUUCGAAGGCAUUCAGGACGGCGGCCGAGUUGUGCAACGGAACGGUGUUGUUUUUUUUUGUGGGAAGGCAGUGGCAGUGGUCAUGUUUCGACUGUGGGCCGUGUUGGCCUUGCUGGCUGCAGGCUGCAACAGCUUCGCGCGAGCCGAAGAGGCUGAGGGCGAGGCCGAGAAGGUUGUGGACGGUUUCAGUGAUGGAGACCGGGCCAAGAUGGCUGAAUCUUCCGAGAAACACGAGUUCCAAGCGGAGGUGAAUCGUUUGAUGGACAUCAUCAUCAACUCUCUGUACACUGACAAGCAGGUCUUCUUGCGAGAGUUGAUCUCCAAUGCAGCAGAUGCUUUGGAGAAGGCUCGCUUCCACAGUGUGCAGGAUGAGACCUUCCUGGGAGACACUAAGGAUCUUGAGGUCAAGAUUGAGCAUGAUGCUGAUGCGAAGACCAUUUCCAUCAUUGACACCGGCAUUGGAAUGUCCAAGGCUGACUUGAUCAAUAACCUUGGCACAGUGGCAAAGUCCGGUACCACCAACUUCUUGGAAGCAAUGGCUGAGGGUGGAGAUGCCAACUUGAUUGGUCAGUUCGGCGUCGGCUUCUACAGUGCCUUCUUGGUUGCAGACAAAGUCUCCGUGACUUCCAAAUGCAACGAUGACCCCGUGCAGCAUGUUUGGGAGUCUUCGGCUGAUGCCUCCUUCACUGUUGUGGAUGACCCAAGAGGCAACACCUUGGGCCGAGGCACUCGCGUGACUCUUCAUCUCAAGGAGGAUGCCCACGACUACUUGUCGGAGGACAAGCUGAAGGAGAGUGCCAAGAAGUACUCUCAGUUCAUCCAGUUUCCCAUCUACGUCAAGGUGAAGAAGGAGGUUGACGUUGAGGCUGAAGAAGACGAUGAUGAUGACAAGGAAGAUGAGGAUGAAGAGCAAAAGGAUGAUGUGGAGACCAAGGAUGAAGAGGAGAAAGAUGAGGAAGACAAGAAACCAAAGAAGAAGACCGUCUUCGAAUGGGAGCAGGUGAACACGCAGAAGGCCAUCUGGCUCCGAGCCAAGGAGGAUGUGACCGAGGAAGAGUACAAUGAAUUCUACAAGAGCAUCUCCAAGGACUACUUGGACCCUUUGGCAUACACACACUUCAAUGCGGAGGGCGAGAUCGAGUUCAAAUCGAUUCUGUUCUUGCCCAAGAAGGCUCCAUUUGACAUGAUGGACAACUACUGGACCAAGAAGUCCGAAGUGAAGCUCUUUGUCCGCCGAGUCUUGGAGGCUGGUGUGAAGGUUGAAAAGGUGGAAGUCUCCAAGAGGCUCACAGAAUCUCCAGUUGUGGUGGUGACUUCCCAGUUCGGCUACUCUGCCCAGCAGGAGAAGGUCAUGAAGUCGCAGGCUUUCCAGAACAAGGAGCAGCUGUCCAUGAUGGCUGGCCGAAAGACAUUGGAGAUCAACGCAAAUCACCCUGUGAUCAUCGAUCUGCUUGCCAAGGUGAAGGCAAGUGAAAGCGAUGAGGCAGCCAGCAAGACAGCCGAAGUGCUCUUCCAGACAGCCCUGAUUGAGUCUGGCUUUGAGAUUGCAGAUCCAUCAUCUUUGGUGAGCCAUGUGUACAAGCUCAUGUCCAAAGAGCUUGGUGUGAAUCCAGAUGCUCCUCUGAAGGAGAUCGAAGUGCCCGAGGAUGAGGAGGAACCUGAGGAGGAAGACAAGGAUGAUGACGAGGAGGAGGACACCAAGGAGGAGAAGGAGGAUCUCUAA
Molecule: messenger RNA, 2436 nt
Organism: Cladocopium goreaui
Lineage: Eukaryota; Dinophyceae; Suessiales; Symbiodiniaceae
Source: the annotation of a GenBank genome assembly